AUGCAAUCGAAGAACAUGAAGCACAUGGAAGGGAAAUCGCAAUUGACGCAUCUACGGUGUUGCAAGAUACCAAAGAGCAUUGGCAGUUGCAUUCUCGGUGCAAUGGGCCUCUGUGAACCUGUUUCAAUCCUGCGUCGAGGCAGAAGGAAGACGAGACUGCUGGCAUCUAUGGGACUGCAGUUGAGAGACAUUCAGGUGUUGUUUCUGGUACUGAUGGUUGUGAUUAAACCAUUUCUUUCCUGUGCUGCUGCUGCGGCUGGUGGAAUGGUCCCCCGAACGAGAAUGGCCACGCCUGCAGACGACGACGAUCCCUCGGUGACACUCACGAACUGCUUCCCAGCGUAA
Trypanosoma grayi is the source of this 345-nucleotide messenger RNA. RefSeq lists its product as hypothetical. The coding region runs from base 1 to 345 and encodes 114 amino acids. NCBI's taxonomy places the organism in Eukaryota, Euglenozoa, Kinetoplastea, Trypanosomatida, Trypanosomatidae. The transcript has a single exon. The record is from RefSeq and is a predicted model, not a curated record.